Aureobasidium melanogenum CBS 110374 is the source of this 834-nucleotide messenger RNA. RefSeq lists its product as uncharacterized. Bases 1 to 834 code for a protein of 277 amino acids. Gene Ontology annotation, cellular component: plasma membrane. The transcript is spliced from 4 exons. The record is from RefSeq and is a predicted model, not a curated record. Lineage: Eukaryota; Fungi; Ascomycota; Dothideomycetes; Dothideales; Saccotheciaceae.
AUGUUCAAAAUCUUCUCAUAUUGGAUGCUGCCAAUCAUCGCAGCAUGUUGCUGGCUAGGAACUCUCCUCGGCAUGCUGGGUUGGUGGCUCGCAAGCGGUUCCCCUCAUCUGCAGGGCAUGGAGACUGGUCAGACAAUCGCAUACAUCUCUGACAUUGGCGCAACACACCUCCAGCCUCUCUUCAUCGCUGGUUCUGCCGUUACUGUUAUCGUCUUUGAUGUGUGCUUCAUCUCAGAACGCUAUCUGCGCCACAAAGGUCGUCUUGCCCACAACACGUCGCUGACUCAGAAGGUCCUGUCGGUCCUGUCUUCCGUCUUCGCUAUCAUCGGUGCUAUCGGUCUGAUCCUCCUCACUUGUUUGAAGGAUACAAAGUUUGGUACUGCCCACGACACCUGUCUUGUCAUCUUCAUUGUUGGCUAUAUCAUCUCUGCCAUUUUUGCAUGCGCUGAAUACCAACGUCUUGGAAUUCACUUCCGCCAGUACCGCAUCUUGCGUGCCUCAUUCUGGAUCAAACUGUUCUUCAUCUUGACUGAGAUUGCUCUUGCCAUCGCUUUUGCUGUUCUGGGUCGCCACAACAACACACGCAACACUGCUGCCGUCCUUGAAUGGACUAUCUCACUCAUUUACAUCAUCUACGUUGGUCAUUACUUCAUGGAUUUCCUGCCCGCUGUCCACAGCAAGGAUCAUCUCUUCCCUACUGUCGAAGAGAUGAUGGAGAACGGCAACGGUCCAUCCUACUCCGGCGGUCCUACCUUCUCCGAGAGCGCAUCGUAUGCCAGCGAGAACCCUAUGCGCGCCAACGGCCAGACCGUCGAGCCCAGCAGAAACUUCUAA